Castor canadensis (American beaver) is the source of this 1623-nucleotide messenger RNA. It is a transcript of the gene Imp3, whose product is annotated as IMP U3 small nucleolar ribonucleoprotein 3. Gene Ontology annotation, cellular component: small-subunit processome; Mpp10 complex. Lineage: Eukaryota; Metazoa; Chordata; Mammalia; Rodentia; Castoridae. Gene Ontology annotation, molecular function: rRNA binding; snoRNA binding. Gene Ontology annotation, biological process: ribosomal small subunit biogenesis; rRNA processing. The record is from RefSeq and is a predicted model, not a curated record.
AGGCGGCCGGGUCUUCGCGCGCCGAGGCGGAAGUCGCUCGGGCUUCUAAGGGCUGUUUCAAUUUAGAGUCCCGCCGCUUUUACUGCCGCCAUCAUGGUGCGGAAGCUUAAAUUCCACGAGCAGAAGCUGCUGAAGCAGGUGGACUUCUUAAACUGGGAGGUCACCGACCACAACCUGCACGAGGUGCGCGUGCUGCGGCGUUACCGUCUACAGCGGCGCGAGGAGUACACGCGCUACAACCAGCUGAGCCGGGCGGUGCGCGAGCUGGCGCGGCGCCUGCGCGACCUCCCUGAACGCGACCCGUUCCGCGUGCGCGCUACGGCCGCGCUCCUGGACAAGCUGUACGCGCUGGGCUUGGUGCCCACGCGCGGUUCGCUCGAGCUCUGCGACUUCGUCACGGCUUCGUCCUUCUGCCGCCGUCGCCUGCCCACCGUGCUCCUCAAGCUGCGCAUGGCGCAGCACCUCCAGGCUGCGGUGGCCUUUGUGGAGCAGGGCCACGUACGCGUGGGCCCAGACGUGGUUACCGAUCCCGCCUUCCUUGUCACUCGCAGCAUGGAGGACUUUGUCACCUGGGUCGACUCAUCCAAGAUCAAGCGACAUGUGAUGGAGUACAAUGAGGAGCGCGAUGACUUCGAUCUGGAUGCCUAGCGGGUCUUCUUCUCACCAGGACUGCUUUUUACAGAUGGAGAAACCGAGGACUGAUGGAGUGCUCCCUCCAAGAGGGUGUCAGCUGUUUUCAAGAACUUGGCCCCUCAAUUGCAGGUCACAAAGCCUGGAGAGACUCUUCCCCGUUUUCCAGGAGUCUUUUCUUAGACCUUGAACUACAGAUAAUUAAAUGACUGUGCCUUUGGGAGGCACUGGGAAGCAGUUUUGUACUCCAGUGGGGAUUUCUAGCUCUGGUGCUCGGAACACUGUGUGUAAAAGCAGAAACGUCUCCCACUCCCUCAUUUCCUUUGUGAUCUAAAGCAGGACUCUUUGAUUCAACUUACCUAACUCGAAUACUUGCUCCUGGUCGUGAUUAAGCUAGGAAUGGAGGGCGAUUUUGGCUCAAAUUUCCGUAAGAUGGGUGAGACUGUUUAAGGGUCCCUUCUUAUUUAAAAGAAUGCUUUUCUAAUGCCAAUAAAUGUCCCAGCCGUUCUGUAAGUGCAGCUUUUGUCUGUCUGCUCUUCUUACAUAGGGUUAUAGCUGUUGUUCGUGGCUCAGGAGCCCAGAAAAGAGGACUAGGAUCAGCUGUGAUGGAGCUGUCUGGCGAGGUCUGCAACCGGGGCCUCAUGUGGAGGCUGCAGGAUGUUGUACAAGGGUGGGCAGUUUGUCACUUUACCAACCCUUUUCUGGAAUGAAAGUUUUGGCAGAGCGCUUCACCACAGGACUUCCUGUUGAUAUUUCAGCCCCAGGAAAUACCAUAUUAGAGGACUUGAAAUGUUUGCUUGCCUAAGGAAAUGAUCACCCUGUAGCUUGGCCAUCUAGUGGUUGGAAGUGGCCCAGGAGGUUCCUGAGAACAGAUGUUUUUAGGAGUGGUAGUAUGUGCUUAGCAUAUGCAAAGCCCAGGGGUUCAAUCGUUAGCAUCCCCACUGCAAAAAGAAAAAUAAGUAAAUAAAAAUAAACCUGGUAGAAGCUGGGAGC